AUGGCCUGCUGCAACCUCGCGUCCUGCGUCCAGGCGGCCCUUGCGGGGCUCCGUCUCCCCGACGAGCCGGCGCCCGGAGGUAUGAUGGACGAGUCGGACGGCGACGAGGCCGCGCCCGAGGUCGCGGAGGAAACCGCCCCGACCCCCGCGGCCGACGACUGGGGCCCGAAAUGGAAAAGGAAGAUGCGGGCCCAACUACCUACACAGCAUGAAUUAAAUGUCGAGGUGAUGCGGGCCGCGGCAAAUAGCCCCGCAAAAGGCAUCCUUCGCAUGCUCGCGUUUUACGCCGGACACCACCUGACGGUCGACCAGAUCGCUAGAAGUGUACUCGUGCCGCCCGGGCACGUCGAGGAGCUACUGUAUCAUCUGUACUCCUACGGACACGUCGCCGAGCACUCCGCGGGCGGCGUCACGACUUACUCGGCGCGGUCCGACGCCCUGGAGCGUUACCUGACGUCGCGUGACGACGCCGAUAGGGCGGCGACGCCAACACCGGCGUUGGCGCCUGCACCCGUCGCCGAGGCGCCACGCGAAGGCGCCCCGGCCGCUGGACCCGACCCUGCGGGCGACGCGCGGCUUGCGGGCGACGGCGACGCGACGCCCGCCGAGGACGCGCCUGCGCCGGCGCCGGCGCCUGCUCGCGACGAAGCGGCGCCCGCGGUUCUCACUCGCGACGAAGGUGGGCCUGCGCCUGCGCCGGCGCCGCGCGAAGGUUCGCCGACGCCUGCGGAAGAAGGAGCGCAGCAGCCGGCGCCGAAGCGGCGACGGCGUAGGACCUCUCCGUCGCCGCGUGCCGACGUCGGACUCGAUGGACCGGUGCCGGGUCCCGAGCAGCAACGGCGUGGACGCUCUCCCGCGCGGACGAUGCCUCGCGACGACGCCGACGCGGCCGCGCCGGCGCCGGCGCCGGCGCCGCCAAGGCGUGGACGCUCUCCAACGCCGGGGACUACUCCUGCCGGCGCCGCGCCGGCGCCGGCGCCGGCGCCCCGGCCCCGUGCAGAUUCCGCGCCGCCGCAGCUGGAGGACGCCGCGCCGCAGAUGAAGAAGCGAGGAGCGCUUGAUCAUUUCAGGGCGCAGAACCGCGCGGCCGCGAAGAAGUUCGUCGAGGACGCGUCACCCGCCCUCGCCGGGAGUGACAAGAACAAGGUGACCGAAUCAGCGUCCAUGUUGACCUUCCGAUUUGAAUUAGAAGGACCUGCCGAGAGAACUCACUGAUUGAUCACACACAGGCCAUCAUGGCGAGGCUCGGCGAGAUGUGGGACGCUUUGGACGGCGCGGCGAGGAAGCGCUAUGGCGACGACGCCCCCAUGGUUCCGGUCAGUGCAAAAAUCAAAUUAUCGCGGCGCGUCUCCACCACUGCUGAAUCAUGGCCUCCACGCCAUCGACGCUACGUCAGCACGACAUCGUGGCGUGUGGUCUCUCACCGCUCGAUUCAGCCAGUACUCUCCUCAUCGCCGAGAGAGGACUUGGUGAAGAAGUAUCGUGCAUCCGACGCAUUGGUUGAUUUACGCACAGGUUCGGGUCGGGACCAAGAAGCCCCGGUCUGCCGCCCGAGCGCGCUCUGCGACGCCGACGCCGCCGCCUGAUAGCGAUGCCCCGACGGCGACGGUCGAUGACGAGGUGGCGGACAAAUGGGCCAGGGGCGAGCUGCAGGUCGAGCACAUCGAGCCGUGCGCGCUCGUUUUCAAAAGCAAGGGGCCCUUCGUCGACGCCGACGGCAACUUUACUGAGGCCGCGCGCUACCUCAACCGCCUCGCGAAUUUGCAGCUCAUGGACGCCCACAAGAACAACGUGAAGGACGCCAACUUCUCGGGCGUGACGCGGCGCGCCCUCGAGGAACGCGAGCGCCUGCUCGCGGGCUGCGACCUCUCCACGGAGGUUGGCUUCAAAAAACACCUCGACGCCCUCCGCGUCCACGUCAUUACCGUCUCCGAAAUCGGAGCGAAGGACGAAAAGUUCCGCGGUGAGAAGUACUUUUGAGUAAGGUCCUUUUCCUGUCAUUCCACUAAACUUAGACAAAAUUAGCUAGCCCCUCCGA
This is a messenger RNA of Pelagomonas calceolata, 2038 nucleotides long. Lineage: Eukaryota; Pelagophyceae; Pelagomonadales; Pelagomonadaceae. The record is from the annotation of a GenBank genome assembly.